CCCCACGGUAGAAAACUAGCCGUCUUGUUACUUGAACGAGGCAGCUGUUAUUAUAUUUGCAAGGCUCUUCAAGUGCCCUGUUUCCCAUUCCCAUGUUUCUUCUACUUCUUUCCUAUUAACACCUCCCUCGCUGCAUUUAUAUCUCUCCUUCAAUACCUAAUGAGAAUGUUUUUUUGUAUGCUGUUGCUCUCUUCGCUUUAGGUCUUUUUGAGUUGAGACACACUUGCCUCUCUCUUCUUCCUCCAAGUCUCAUGUCUGCUGAAUCUUAACUUAUCUCAUACAGCACUUAUUUUGAAGUGCUUGUCUUCAGUCUCUAGCAUAACCUGUUUGCACUGAUCAUGGAUUUCAACACAAAAGGAUCAGAGUCAGAGGACAUGGAUAAUACUCAAUCAAGUAAGGGUAACGAGAUCAAAAGAAGAUGCAUGGAUUGCCAAACUACAAGAACCCCAUGUUGGCGAGGCGGUCCGGCUGGUCCCAGGACACUUUGCAAUGCAUGUGGGAUCAGACAGAGGAAGAAGAGGAGAGCACUUCUUGGGUCUGACAAAGGAGGAGCGGAGAGGAGUAAAAAUAAGAUUGCUAAAAGCAGCAAUAGUAGUAAGCUAGGAGUUUCAUUGAAGCUAGAUUUGAUGGGUUUUAGAAGAGAUGGGAUAUUGCAGGAAGAUUGGAAGAGAAAACUGGGAGAGGAAGAACAGGCUGCCAUACUCUUGAUGGCCUUAUCUUGUGGCUUGGUCCGUGCUUAGGAUAAGAUAAAGGAAAGCAUUUUUCUUCUGCGUGGCUUUCUAGUUGUCUUCAAGUUUAAACCCCAAUCAAUAUUCAAUGUUUUUUGAUGGGGAAAUUGCAACGUGUAAAAUUGCAAAAUGAUCAAGCACUUACAUGAAUACAAACAAUGAUUUCUUUUCACAUUA
Populus euphratica (Euphrates poplar) is the source of this 905-nucleotide messenger RNA. RefSeq names its product GATA transcription factor 16-like. Gene Ontology annotation, biological process: regulation of DNA-templated transcription. The transcript has 3 exons. Lineage: Eukaryota; Viridiplantae; Streptophyta; Magnoliopsida; Malpighiales; Salicaceae. The coding region runs from base 339 to 740 and encodes 133 amino acids. Gene Ontology annotation, molecular function: sequence-specific DNA binding; zinc ion binding. The record is from RefSeq and is a predicted model, not a curated record.